AUGACGGAUUCUACAAUAGAGUCCCCAGCAUCAUUGUCUACUUUAUUUCUUGAUCAGCCACCCAGCUGCUUAGCCUUCUGCCCAACCGCUCCCGAUCAUGUCUUGAUCUCCACCUAUCUGCUCACAGAAAAUCCCGGAGCAGCAGAAAACUCCACGCCAGAAUCAGUUCGAACCGGAAGCCUCCAACUCUUUCGCUUUGAUCCACAUCUAUGUCAUCUCUCUCCGGUGCAAAAGCUUUACUUGGAUUCGGCAGUUUUCGACUUUCAGUUCUCGCCACGAGAUCCAACUUUAUUUGCUGUGGCCCUAAGCACACCUGUCGUAUCAUUAUAUCGCAUUGAAGGUCCUAGUGGUGAGCCGAACGCUUCGGUGAAAAUAGUGUUUGUGCGCUCCAUUAAUGUCCAUGAAAACGCCAGCCAAUUGGCUUUAUUUCUUGCCUGGAUUCCUUCUGGUGGCUCUAGUCGAGAUGAGAAUGAUGGUCAAGAAAUUAAGGAUGGCUUUGCGGUGUCAUUCUCAGAUGGCCGGGUUUCUGUGUUUUGCACAGAUGCAGGAAUUGAGAGCACCAAUGAGAUCGCAAUCUCUGAAAUUCGGUUCACUGGAUACCCUAUCGAGGUCUGGUACGUUGCUUUUUAUUUAAAAACGGUUGAACAUAAACAAAUUUCAGUUUUGUUCGCCGGCGAUGAUAUGCAGCAUGUUCGUGGGGUCACACUCGAGGAAAUUGAAUGUUCUGGAAAUGUAUCAUCACGCGCAUGGCAAGUUGACGACCGUGGACGAUGUCAUGAUGCAGGAGUAACAGCUAUUGUGCCUCUCUUCGCCGAUGAGGUGGGCACGAUUCUUCUCACAGGAAGUUAUGACGAGCACAUACGGGUUUACCACUUUAAGCCCCGGAGCGAAGUCCUGGCAAGCAAGAAUAUUGGCGGAGGAGUCUGGCGUCUCAGACUAAUAAAAAUUGAGCUUUUAGGGGAUGCGGAUAGAAGCACACCAUCACAGUGGCAAUUGGGAUAUAAGCGAAUCCGAAGUUAUCUGGUUUUAGCUAGCUGUAUGCACGGGGGCGCCAGACUACUCCGUGUGAAUCAUUCUGUCCAACGGGAAGACGAUGAAGGACACUGGGAGAUCGAUGUGACUACCGAGUUUAGAGAGCAUCAAAGUAUGAACUAUGCCUCAGACUUCUAUAAAGGCAGGAAGGGGGGAUUCGAAACGGACACUCAGGAUCGUACUGUUCUUUGUGUGACAAGCAGCUUUUAUGAUAAAAGGGUCUGUGUAUGGAAAGCAAGUACUUGA
Coccidioides posadasii C735 delta SOWgp is the source of this 1278-nucleotide messenger RNA. RefSeq lists its product as uncharacterized. Gene Ontology annotation, biological process: protein histidyl modification to diphthamide. Lineage: Eukaryota; Fungi; Ascomycota; Eurotiomycetes; Onygenales; Onygenaceae. The record is from RefSeq and is a predicted model, not a curated record. Gene Ontology annotation, molecular function: diphthine methylesterase activity; protein binding. Gene Ontology annotation, cellular component: cytoplasm.